Messenger RNA from Lates calcarifer (barramundi perch), 3744 nucleotides. RefSeq names its product Rho guanine nucleotide exchange factor (GEF) 16 (gene arhgef16). Gene Ontology annotation, molecular function: protein binding; guanyl-nucleotide exchange factor activity. Bases 331 to 2442 code for a protein of 703 amino acids. NCBI's taxonomy places the organism in Eukaryota, Metazoa, Chordata, Actinopteri, Centropomidae. The transcript has 16 exons. Gene Ontology annotation, biological process: activation of GTPase activity. The record is from RefSeq and is a predicted model, not a curated record.
ACAGAGGAGGAAGUGAGUGAGUAAGGAGAAAUAUGUGACAUAGUGGAGCGAAGGACUACAGCUGCUGCUAAAGCUGCACUUCUCAGCGCACCAGGACAGCAGCCCUCAGACAACUCGGAGACUGAUCUGUGAUAACAUUUAAGAAGGAAGCCUGCUGUUUGUCAGCUCACCUCACACAGGCGGAGAAGUUAUUGGAAAUUCAGACUGCGACUGAACACAGAAAAAACAAGCUGUUGAUUGAUUCUGCUGUGUGUGUUAUAACGACUCCUCCAAUGUUGUAGGUGCUGGAGUUCUCAGUAGACCGGGCCGAGGUCACGGCAGGAGAACACCAUGUCCGACAGCCAGUCAGACAGCUGUGUGGGCGACCAUGUCCCUCUAAUUCUGGAGAGCCAGUUCUCCACAGAACUACAUAUAUAUGAGCCAGGUGAUGAGUGCUGCCAGCCACAAUGCCCCUCCACACCCCAGUCUGAAACAACCACACCCAAGGAAGAUGUAGUAGACACGCUUGUGGUACCUCAGCAGGUGGUUUUGAGCACCCAGAGUCCUGCAGCGCUGAAGGUCGGCACCCAGCAGCUCAUCCCCAAGAAUUUAGCCAUGACUAGCCGGCCUAAAAACCGCCACCACACCACCGUGGUGACGUUCCCAAUAGGACUGGAACACUCCAGCAGUGGGACCAGGAGCCGACACUCGACCCAGGGGCCAGAUGUGUCCUGGGAGGAUUAUGACAGUGAUGGAGGUGGUUUUGCUUUGAGGAGGAACCGCAGGAACAAGUCAUACAGAGCAGCUGUGACCAGCCUGGAUAUUGAAGCCAUGGCGGCAGGACGAGGGGGUACGACCACACUGAAACCUGUCAGAGAGAACAGAGCACCCAGUCCUAGUCCAGCUCGCAGCCCGGGACGCAAGCGAACCCUGGGGAGAAAGAGGAAACAAAACCAUCGUGGAUCCUUCAAAGACGCUACUCCGCGCCUCUACCAGGAGAUCCGUGAGCGAGGCCUACACUCCACCAACCAGGACGAGCUGCUGGAUGACUUUGUGGUGGUGGAGCCUCCUGUGGAGGACCAGAGUAUCGUGGUGAAGAGCUACCGGCCAGCGCAGCUCACCUGGAGCCAGCUGCCACAGGUUAAGGACACAGGUAUCCUGACACUGAUUACACCGCAGGAGAGAAAGAGACAAGAGGCAAUUUUUGAGAUAAUCACCUCAGAGCAUUCGUACCUGCACAGCCUGGGUAUCCUGGUGCGUCAUUUCAAGAACAGCGAAGCAUUGAGGAAAACUAUGACGACCACAGAGCACCAUCACCUCUUCUCCAACAUCUCCGUCAUCCACCAAGUCAGCCAACGGUUUUUUGAGGACCUUGAACGGCGUCACUAUGACAACCCAGUGAUUCGGGACAUCAGCGAUAUUGUUCAGAACCACGCUGCCCACCACUUUGAGCCCUACAUUGUCUACUGCUCCAACGAGACCUUCCAGCAGAGGACACUGCAGAGGCUGCUGACCAGCAACAGUGCGUUCAAAGAGACCCUGAAGCAAAUUGAAACGAGCAGUGAAUGCGGAGGCCUCCCCAUGCUCUCUUUCCUCAUCCUUCCCAUGCAGCGAGUAACCAGACUGCCACUGCUGCUGGAUACAAUUUGCCAAAAAACUCCAGACAGGACAGCGGAGUACUUUGCUGCUGUUUGGGCACUGCACGCCAUCAGCAAGUUGGUCACGAGCUGCAAUGAUGGAGCGAGGCGGAUGGAGAGGACAGAGCAGAUGUACACCAUCCAGAAACAAAUGGAUUUUGGUAAAAUCAAGCCAUUUCCUCUGGUGUCGUCAUCGCGGUGGCUGAAAAAGCGCGGCGAGCUGGCCAUCUGCACCGAGGAGCUCAGCAUCUGGAGGGCUUUCAGCAACAGGAGCUACUACCUGUUUCUCUUCAAUGAUGUACUGAUCGUUACCAAGAAGAAGAGUGAGGAGAGCUUCGUGGUGAUGGACUAUGCCACUCUGGAGAAUGUGGAGGUGGAGGUCGUAGAGGAGGCUGAGGGACGAACAUCUUCACCUGCCAAGGGCAGCUCCAGCCACCAUCUUUCCUUUAAACUGCAGAUGAGCAAAAACAGCGAGGGGAGAUCAGAGCACAUCUCCCUGGUGGCCGAGAACAGGGUGGACCAGGCACGUUGGAUAGUUGCUCUUACAGAGCACAAGCAGGCAGGUGUCUUCACUUGUAAAGAUGGUCUGCCACAGUAUGAGGCCACUAAAGCCUACAUGCCAAAGGAGCCAGAUGAGCUGGGGCUGCAACAGGCUGAGCUUGUCAUCGUCUUACGGAAAGAGGAAGCCUGGUGCUAUGGGGAGAGAAUGCGAGACGGAGAGAAAGGCUGGUUUCCUGCUAGCUGUGCCACAGAGAUCACCAACCCCACUGCCAUGGAGAACAACGUGCAACGCAUGAAGCGCCUGCGCAAAGAAACCAAUGUCUGAGUGACUCUCAGUGGCCAUACUAUCAUAUCAGGAUGCACAGGGGGUGGACAAAAUAACAGAAACACCUUCCAGUAGAUUUUUGAUGCUCAGUGUGUUUAGUUUUUGUUGAGACGGCAUCACUGAUGAAUUGAACUGGACCAUUAAAACUAUGAAUUACUCUUAACAGUGGUCCAGAAGUCCAUUACCAACAGACUGAAAGCACAUUUUAAAGCAUUUAAAAAGCCCAUUAAUGCUGUCCUGGUGCCCUGUGGUAUAACAUGUAUGCGGCUGUACAUUUGGGUCUUUGUUUGAAUCUAGCCAGUGUCCAUGUUUCAUGUUUCAUGUUGCUCUCUACUGUCAGACUAUCCAAACCAUUUGUUUUAAAACACAGCCAUCAGGCUAAAUGAGAAGUUAAAUUUCAACAAAGAAGAGAAAAAACAAUCCAUCCAAUCCAAAUGUAUAUUGAGGUGUUUUAGUCCACUCUCUAUACUGUAUGUGGAGCCAAUAAAUCAGACUUUUGCAGUAGCAGGAUUUAUUGGCCAACUUGUACAGGACUACUCUGUUAUUACCUUGUUGGUGUGAAUGUAGAUUUGAACUUAAUGGCUGUAGUAAAUAAUGAACCUCAGGUUUUAUUUCAAGUCUAGGAACUACAAAAUAUAAUUUUAUUGUCUACAUAUAGAAUGAGAAAUUGCAUGCAAAAAAUGAUUUAAGACUACAGUAUUUGCUACACGAUGCGUUCAGGAGUCUUGUCACCUGACCUCAACAUGAGGAACCUGAUCUAUGUAGUGGUAAAUACUGGUUACAUUUCUUAGUAUCACUUUAUUUUAGUGUUGAUUAAAGAUGUUGUCUAGGGUUUCUUUGUUACCAAGGUUUUGGUAAACACUUACAAUUUUAAAAUAUAGUUUUUGGUAUAGCCUUUGUGCCAUUGUUUCAUCUGAUUAACAUUUGCUAGACCAUAUAAGGUUGUAUUUGUCUAAAAAUAUGAAAUGAAAAAUACACUCCAACUUAACUGUCUACUGCCUGUAACUGAAAGAAAAAUGAUGUGGUUUGUGCCAUUGUUUAGAGCCUGUGUACUUGAAAAUUAAAAUAAAACCACCAUGAGACAUUUUUCCUGGUUUCUGGACUUUUAUUUGAGCUUGCAUUUUGUUAAAAUGUUUGAAUACAUAAAAAGUUAUUUAAAAAUGUCAAACUGACCAGAUAUCAAAUUCCAUUUUUUCUUUAAAAACCAUUUGGUGUAAAAACUUAGGACAGAUUUAGAAAAACAUUUGCAGUUUCCCCAAAACUUUUUGUAGCUGUCACAUAAAAAUAAUGGAAAAAAAACAA